Molecule: messenger RNA, 12629 nt
Organism: Dunckerocampus dactyliophorus (ringed pipefish)
Lineage: Eukaryota; Metazoa; Chordata; Actinopteri; Syngnathiformes; Syngnathidae
Gene: lats2
Product: large tumor suppressor kinase 2
Exons: 9
Coding region: 577-4026 (1149 amino acids)
Biological process (GO): peptidyl-serine phosphorylation; positive regulation of apoptotic process; hippo signaling
Cellular component (GO): nucleus; spindle pole
Molecular function (GO): protein serine/threonine kinase activity; protein binding; ATP binding
Source: RefSeq, a predicted model, not a curated record
UGUAGCGAGUGUCCAACUUUGUGCCUCGCUGCUGCUGCUGCUUCUUCUCCUACUUCUUCUUCUCAUUCUGCUGCUGCUCCAAAAUGGAGGCUGCGAUCAUCACUUUUUCUCGACUCCUUCGUCCCUACUGAUCCCACCCGAGAGCCUCCCAGCCCCGGCCAAGAGAUCCAAGAAGGAACCCGACGAGAGGACGACAAAAAAGUGGGAUUUGGACGGAAUUGAAGUGAUUAUCGUGGCGACUUCACACAUGGCGCAGGUUGGCAGCAUCACGGUUUGGCUCCGUGGCACUCUUGUGACCGGCUGCAUUUCCUGGAAUAAGCUGGAACCUGAGCCUUGAAAAGCACACCAUGGAGCGCCUGUAGAACCCCUCCCUCCCCGCCGCCCCCUUCCACAGUCACCACCUUAAGUCGCCUUCCUCCUCCCUGUCGGGGCCAGCAGACACAAACAAAUAAGGGCGACAAAUCUUGGAUCUGCCGCGGGAGAAUUGUUAUCUAUUUGGGUCAGCCUCGUUGGGUGGCAGAUUUAGUGUGUGUGAGUGGUUCCCCGUGCUAGGUGCCUGACCUAGGCACCUCAGCCAUGAGACCCAAGACGUUCCCGGCAGCCCCCUAUGUUGGCAACACGCGCCAGAGGCUUCAGGAGAUCAAGGAGGGCCUGAAGCAGCCCGCCAAGCUGGUAAGCCAGGCCCUGCACGGGAGCGGCUCGCGUGCCGAGGGCGGCCGCCCGGCCGACUGCAAAGGCGGCAAGGACGCCGCUGGCCGGCAACAGCCCGUGCGACCACCGCAGAAGUUCAACAACUACCAGAAUGCCCUGCGAGAGAUCCGCAAGUCCCUCAUGCCCUUCGCCAACGAGUCGGGUCCCUCAUCCGGGUCGGGGCACCCAGCUGGCGAGGUGAACCGGCAGAUGCUACAAGAGCUGGUCAACGCCGGCUGCGACCAGGAAAUGGCCAUCCGGGCACUGAAGCAAACGGGAAGCAGGAACAUUGAAGCGGCGCUAGAGUACAUCAGUAAAAUGGGCUACCUGGACCCCCGCAACGAGCUCAUUGUCCGCGUCAUCAAACAGACGUCGCCAGGAAAAGCAGGUAUGCCCCCUUCAAUGGACCACCGUCCUGCAAUGGAGGCCUCAGGUGAUGCAACAGGUGCUAUGCCCCCUUACCACCCAAUGGGGGCCCCCAUGUAUGAGGGUGUACCUGGUUAUGGGCCAGAGGGACCUUACAUGAGUCCUCCCCCUGUCAUGAACUACAUGAUGCCUCCAUCUGGGGCAGCACAGGGUCCCCCAAUGGGGAACCCAUUGGGUCGUCCUCCCAGUAUGGGCAGCUACACGCCAGUGAUGGCCACCCAGAGUAACCCCGCCAACACCAUGUACCCUCCUGGGGCCCAACAGAAAGGCUAUCCUGGCGGCAUUGAACAGCACGGGCCCAUGAUGAGCUACAAUGUCCCCAGUCAACCUCUGCAGCUCCAGCCACAGCCCCCGGGGGCCCCCGUUCCAGGCCAGCACUAUGACUAUGGCCAUACCAGGCCUCACUUAAUGGAGCCUGCAGGCUAUGGAGUCAAGAGAACCGCAUCCUUUCAAAACAAGAUGGCACCCUCAGACAACUAUGUCAACAUGCAAGGUAAAGGCGCCAUGGGCCAGAACGGGCCAGGAGGAGGUGGGGGAGGGUACCCUGCAACUCUCUACCUGCCCUCUCACUCACACCCGCGCCAGGCAAGCCCAACCUCCCACCAAGUUCAUAUGAUGUCCCGUUCACCAGGUGGGGUGCCAGCCAUGGGCCCGGACUUCCCCGAUCUUCCCCAGGGGUUAAUGACACCUUCCAGGGCUAGCCUCAACCUGGACUUGUAUGAGCACCACUGGGCGGGGCCUCCAGGUCCUGAAGGGGCCCCCCCAGCCAGGCAGCCACAACCCCAGGGGCCCUUUAGGGGUGAGGUUCGUGUUCCUAGCAGAGCCAACUCAUUCAAUAGCCGCUCCGCUGUAUCCAACGGGGUUCGCCCAGCGAUGACCGCACCCCCUUCUGGUGGAAAACCGGAACCUUCCCUGGGCCCUCCCAACACCAUCACAGCUGUCACAUCUCCACCCAUCCAGCAGCCAGUCAAGAGUAUGCGGGUGAUGAGACCGGAGCCCAAGACGGCCGUGGGACCGUGUCACCCCAGCUGGAUGACUGCACAGGCCCAGGAUGCAUCAGAACCGCUGGCCUACAUGCCAGAAGAGUCUUACUCCCUGGAGCCCCCACAGGAGCCCCGCUGCCCACCUCCGCCUUACCCCAAAAAUCUGUUCAUGGCAUCUGGCGAGACCGGGGCCCUGGAGGGUGCUGGCGCCAUCAGCAGGGCUCAGGAUCUCAGCAAUGCUGCUUCCAGAAGCGCACACAGCGGCAGUGGAGGGAGCGGAAAUACGGACGACGGAGACCAGCAGGUGAAGGAGAAGACAAAAGUCAGCAAGGGAGACAAAACCCUCAAAGACAAGAAGCAGAUCCAGACGUCGCCCGUGCCGGUGAGGAAGAACGGACGCGACGAAGAGAAGCGAGAGUCCCGCAUCAAGACCUACUCGCCUUUCGCCUUCAAGUUCUACAUGGAGCAGCACAUUGAGAACGUGAUGAAGACCUACCAGCAGAAGCUCAACCGCCGGCUUCAGCUGGAACAGGAGAUGUCCAAGGCUGGCCUGUCCGAGGCGGAGCAGGAGCAGAUGAGGAAGAUGCUCAACCAGAAGGAGUCCAACUACAACAGGCUGCGACGCGCCAAAAUGGACAAAUCCAUGUUUGUCAAAAUCAAAACGUUGGGGAUUGGCGCCUUCGGGGAGGUGUGUUUAACGCGUAAGGUGGACACCUGCGCACUGUAUGCCAUGAAGACCCUGCGCAAGAAAGACGUCCUCAACAGAAACCAGGUGGCUCACGUGAAGGCGGAGCGCGACAUCCUUGCGGAGGCGGACAACGAGUGGGUGGUGCGUCUAUACUAUUCCUUCCAGGACCGUGACAGCCUCUACUUCGUCAUGGACUACAUCCCCGGGGGAGACAUGAUGAGCCUGCUCAUCCGGAUGGGCGUCUUCCCCGAAACUUUGGCGUGCUUCUACGUGGCCGAGCUGACACUGGCUAUUGAAAGCGUCCACAAGAUGGGCUUCAUCCACCGCGACAUCAAGCCAGACAACAUCCUCAUUGACCUGGACGGACACAUCAAGCUCACCGACUUCGGCCUGUGCACGGGCUUCCGAUGGACUCACAACUCCAAGUACUAUCAGAAAGGGAGCCACGUGAGACAGGACAGCAUGGAACCCAGCGACUUCUGGGACGACGUGUCCAACUGCCGAUGCGGCGACCGACUGAUGACGCUGGAGCAGCAGGCCAAUCGGCAGCACCAGCGCUGCCUGGCUCACUCGCUGGUGGGCACGCCCAACUACAUCGCCCCCGAGGUGCUCCUCCGCAAAGGUUACACCCAGUUGUGCGACUGGUGGAGUGUGGGUGUGAUCCUGUUUGAGAUGCUGGUGGGGCAGCCGCCCUUCCUGGCCCCCACUCCCACAGAGACCCAGAUUAAGGUCAUCAACUGGGAGAGCACGCUGCAGGUGCCCGCGCAGGUCAAACUGAGGCCGGAAGCCGUCGACAUCAUCGCUCGCCUCUGCUGCUCGGCGGAGGACCGCUUAGGUGCCAAUGGCGCCGGAGAGAUCAAGGCGCACCCCUUCUUCAGCAAGGUGGACUUCUCCAGCAACCUGCGGCAGCAGCCUGCCCCCUACCGGCCCAAGAUCGCCCACCCGAUGGACACUUCCAACUUUGACCCCGUGGAGGAGGAGGGCGGGCCGGGCGCCUGGAGCGACAGCGGCGACAGCACCCGCGCUUUGGAUGCCCUCUGCUCCCCGCACGGCAAGCACCCCGAGCACGCCUUCUACGAGUUCACCUUCCGCAGGUUCUUCGACGACAACGGCUGCCCCUUCCGCUACCCGAAACCUCUGGAGGCCGCCGGCAGCAUGGACCCGGAGGAGGAAGAGGAAGUAGAGGAGGAGGAGGAAGAGGAGGAGGCCGGGGAGGGGUGUGAGCCCGUCUACGUGUAGACCAGCCAACCUCCCACCUGUCACUAUCGCUUCUUAUCUCUGACUGACUCCCCCAUCGCACGCGACCAAAAAGCAACAUUCUGCCACACAUCCGGCGUCAGGCUUGCAGAGUCUGGUAAGAAUGUCACAGAAAAUGUGGGAAUCCCACGCGGCUGCUCCUGGUUCUUCCUUCCAUUCCGCGCUUUCUUUCAUCCUCGUCUUACGCGUGACUGAAACGACUCCAAAGUGACUUUCUUUUUUUUUUUUUAAAGAGUGCUUUUACACUGAAAUAACACACAUGUGAACAGGAAGUCAGUGGGACUGAACCAAAGCAAAUCACAAAAAGGAGGGUGACGCUUGCUAGCUUUCUGUGGAAAGUUUAUUAGCAGGGGACAACACAAAACAACACAAACUUACUCUCUCGGAAUUGAGUUAGCCAUUUUACGUGGCGUUUUCCAACACUUCCAAAUAUGACAAACACACACCGCACAUACACGCACAUUCCACUUCCACAGCUGAUAUAUAAUAAGCGUAAAAUACACUUUCUAAGGCUCAACAAGAGACAGGUGUGACACAUUCAACAUCCCACAAUCUAACGUUGGUCUUCUUCUAUGACAGCUGGUUUCAGGUAGCACGAGAGAGCGUUGUCGCCACCUGCUGGACCAUUGAUAGACACCCCUUCAGAAUGAAAACGCAAGAUUAAGACCCGCGACCCACUGAAAGGUCUGAUCGGGAGCCACUGGUUGAGAAUCAUUGUCAUACAAAAAUGUUUUAACCCAGGGGAGUCCAAAGUGGGGGGCUCAUUUUUUAUUGGUGAGACGAGACGUGCGCCCUCGUUGACUUGGGCCACCGACCGCCACUACGCAUGCAUGUGCAAAAAACAGCAGUUGUCAGUGUCGUAACCUCUAAACAAUGCGACCCUUUUGAAGGAGAGUUGAGUCUUUGGAUAAAAUAACCCAAUGUUAAUGUUUUUGUUUCACACCACAUCAGGGGUCUCAAACUGCGGGCCAUUUGCGGCCCACCAAAUCGUAUCUUGCGGCCCGCGACUGGACAUCAAAGAGUAGUGUAACUGCAGCCCGCAACAUCCGGGCAAGCUCAGCGUUACUUCCAUACUUCCAGGGGCAAGUAAACACCAACACUGAACUAACAGUGGUGUUAUCACAUCGAUGUAUUGGGAAUGGUAUCGUAUCGUGAGAUUCCCAGCCCUACUCCCAAUACUUGAUGCGGCCCAGCCUCACCCACACUCCACCUCCACUGGUCCCCACUGAAUUUGAGUUUGAGACCCCUGCACUACAUCCUAUUAAACGACGAUGAUGCUAUUCACGUGUGUUAAUGUAUGUUAACGAUGGCAGAGUCGUAAUAUAAUGCUGUUUCAUGUUGUUAAGGAUCGCGAUACGUUCAUGUAAAUAUCAUCAUAAAUUGUAAACGCUGUCCUUUAAUAGGUUGGGGAAAAAGCUACAUUUUAUUAUACGUAUGAAGUGAAUUGAAUUCAUUAUAUGACAUGAAUAGCAUCACAGUAUAUCGUAAAUGUUAUCAUUUAAUAGACUGUAGUGUCAAACCUGUAUAUUAAAUGACAAAAUGCAUUAGCAAUGGGUCAUUUGGUCUAAAAUAGGGGCGUCCAAAGUGCGGCCCAGGGGCCAUUUGCAGCCUGCGGCUGUUUUUUUAUUGGCCCGCGGCACAUUCAAAUUCAACAAGAACAUUAAAAACAGUCAGCAGCAGUAAUUUUACAAGAAUAAAGUCAAAAUUUGAAGAGAAAAAGAAGAAAACUAGUUGGGGAAUGUAAAAAAGAAAGAACAGCAGAGAUGGAAAAAAUUGCUGUAAUUUUACAAGAACAAAGGCAAAAUAUUAAGAAAAAAAUUUAUAUUCUAACGAGAAAAAAGUCACAAUUUUACGAGAAUAAACUUGUAAUACAAUGAGGAAAAAUGAUGUCAUUUUAGCAGCAUCAAGUUGAGUUAUUAAGAAAAAUAAAUACAUUUUUCAAAGCAUAUACAUUAAUAUUUGGAAACAAAAAAGCAAAAUAAAGUAGCAAUUUUUUGAAAAGUGUUACGAGAAGUGCAAAUUUUAGAGGAAUAAAAUCAUAUUAUGAGAAGAAAAUUGACAAGAAAAAAAGCUCAACUAGUUGGGUCAUGUAAAAAAAAAAAUUAAAAGAACAGCAAAAAUGGAAAAAAAUUGCUGUAAUUUUACAAGAACAAAGGCAAAAUAUUAAGAAAAAAAGUCAUAUUCUAAUGAGAAAAAAGUCACAAUUUUACGAGAAUAAACUCUGAGGGAAAAUGAUGCACUUGUGUCUACCUGCAAAAUAUCAAAGCGGCAAAGCUGAAUCCUUUCAUUUUUCGCUACGUGGCCCUCCCCGGCGUGAAGACCCUACUCUCCUUCAAAAAGGAUGUGCAGUUCGACAGUUACAACGCUGUUGUGAGCGUGCCUGCGCGGUAGCGGUAGGUGGCACAAGUCGACGGGGGCGCACGUCUCGUCUUAACACCGGCGGCAUAUUGAAAUAAUACCUAAAAGCUGCAGUCUUACAAGAAGAAGCUGAAAUGUUGAACGUUGGAGGAUAUCGUGUUUGUGUCACAUCGCCUUCUCCUCUUCUGUAGUCAGCCCGGGAUGGAAAAAGUUUGGCUUUCUUACCGAUACGCUGAUAUUGUCCAGCGCUUCAUUACCGAUGGCGAUAUCGAAACAGGUGGCAGCUGUUUUGUGCUUGACUACAGCCUAUUCUUAUUAAAAAUAUGCAUCUAUUUUGCCUGAAUUAAGCAUUUUCUAGCAUAAAAUGAAGUCAAAUCCAAAUAGUCAUUCCUCAUGGAUCGCGGUUUAUUGCUUCCAGACCCGACCGUGAUAAGUGAAUUUCCGCAAAUUAUUAUUACAUUUUAAUAAAUGGAAUAUUUUUGUCGUUAGAACAACGAAAAUGUGUUUGUGACUUUCCAAAUCCAAUCUUUAAAUGGGGCGUUCAGGUUUAUAAAAAUCGUAUCAGUACGUCUUUGGUGUUGAGUGAGUUCAUACGGAAUCCUGCUUUGCGGCCGGGCCUGGAACCGAUUCACCUGUCAUGCGCGGCCGUGGAACACGGCGAGUAUUUUAGGAUCCCAAAUGCAGACAAGGGAAGCAGAAAAUACAAAAAGAACAAUUUAAUGUACAAAAGUGUCCAAAACGAAAAUACAAAGUACAAACAAGGAAAAUCCAGCAAGGGUAAGAGUCAAUAACAAAAAACACUAACAGCAAAAGGCUGUUAGGACAAAAACUAGCAAUAACAAAAAUACACUGCAGGCAAACCUUACAGGAGAAGAUCACAAAAGACUAGCAGGUAGGUUCGGGUAAGCAGGGAGCCAGAGAGCAGGGUAAGGAGCAGGGAGCCGGACAAAGCGGUACAGGAAGCAGGUCGUUUGGCUGGAGCUUAAGUAGGCCGGUGGUAACGAGCUGCAGGUGUGUGUAAUUAGGUCUGGGUCAUGUUCAGGGAUGUGCUGCAACACAUAACCAGCAGAGGGCAGCAGAGCAGAACACAGAACGUGAUAUCACCAGCACAAACGAGGGCCGUAUUUAUUUGAAGCAUUUAGUCUCAACAGAAUCAUUUUUUUAAAAAAGCCACGAGCAAUAGUCGGCUAGCAUAACAGGCUGUAGCUAUCAACAAGUCAUACAUCCACAAAUAAGAAAGCAAUGAAAUCAUGCUGACAAGCAUGCAAUUAAAGGAAGCCUCCUUGCCCUCCCCUCUUGCACAACAAGCGCUUUCAUUGUGACAGGCUGCCGCGUGGGGCGCGCCAUCGCUCCAUGUCUCAUUUCCACGCCGAUAUCGGUCGUCCCUACUUUCGAGUGACUCCCGCGGUCGAGGACAAGUCGCCAGCAAACUGAAUUUGAUGGAUUUUUUAGCCCCUCUUUUCUGCGUAGCAGGCGGGAAGAUGGUGGGAGCCGGGAGAUUUAGAGCGGAUCACCCCCGGCCUGGACUUGGCCUCCUGACGUCCUCCAUUGGGAGGACUAAGUGCAAUACAAUAACGUGUGUCCUUUUUGAAAACCUUCCUAUCCCUUUCAAAGUAUUGAAACGUGCCAUGUACAAAUAUAUUGCUAUACUGUAUUAUACAUACAGUAUGUGUGCAUUUUCUCCUUUCAGUUACCAUGUGCUGCUUAUUAGUAUUAUUAUUAUUAUUAUUAUUAUUAUUACAUCAGCUAUUAUAACUGUUUUGUCGCCGCUUAAAGUGUGCUUGAACGUGAUGAAUGUUGAUGCCGGUGGUGAUGAUGAUGAUGAUGUAUGUGGACCGUCGAUGGCUGAUGACGAGUCUUCCCGUCCCGCGUCCAGGCUGGUCCUGAACGCGGCGCCGUGAAGGUCUCCUCACAGAAGCGACAUGGGAGGAUUUGGGAAGCGGAGCGUGGCGGGAUUUGUCGUUUUGAAAGAAGAACGAAAGGCUCUGCGGCUUGUUUGCGUGGUCGAGGUUCGUCCGAAAAGAGCACAGGACUGGAGUCGGGAGACAUGCUGGUGUCUCCUGACGUAUUAGGGCCGCACUGAAAAGACAAAAACAACGACGAGGAUGUCAUUUUAGAAAUUAAUACCGCAACAAAGUUACGACAAAGAGUUGUAACGUUCCGAAAAAUGUUUUUCUUGCAGUACUGUGACUUUUUCAGAUAUUCCGACUUUAUUCCCGUCACUUAGCAACUUUUUCUUACUGUUAAGACUUUGUUCGUGUAACAUUUCGUCUUUUUUUCCUUGCAAUCUGACGACUUCAUGACCUUGACAUCUUUUUCUCCUGUAACCUCGCGACUUUCGUCCCGUAACACGACGCCGUUUUUGUGCCACAUUCCGACGUAAUUCUUGUCAUUACAAUAUUACGACUUUAUUCUUGUAGCGUAACAACGACUUUAUUCGCUUGACCUUGUAACAUAAAGAGAUCUGGUAGCGUUACGACUUGAUUCUUUCUUGUUCCGACGUAAUUCUUUGUAGUUCCUGUAAUUUAGCAAGCUUUUUUUCCCCUCCUCAUUUCACCCAUGCAGUUUUAAAAAUUCCAUCAUGAAACGUUAUCAUUUUUUUUCUCCUAACAGUACGAAUCGCCUGUCGUAAUAUUACCAUUUUUUGCGCAACAUUACGGCUUUGUUCAUGUUUUUUUUUCCUUCAAACUUUUGACUUUCAUCCCGUAACAUGACGAUUUUUUCUUCGGAAUUUUCCGACGUAAUCCUGUAAGUUAGCAAAAAAAUUUCUCAGCAUUUUAGGAUUUCAUUCUCACAGUAUUAAAACUUCCAUUUUGAAACAUUAGCAUUUUUUUCUUGUAAUUUACAACUUUGUCGUCGUCUUUUGUGGUGUUAUUGCCACUUCCUGUGCAAUAUUCCGACUUUAUUCACGUAACAUUACAACUCAAAACUUGUCACAUUAAGACUUUGAUGUGGUAGCGUUACGACUUUAUUCUUGCCAGGUUCCGACGUAAUUUUCGUAAUUUUACUGUCACUUUUUUCUCGUCACUUUAUGACUUUAUCCACGCAGUGUGGAAAAUUCCAUCAUGAAACGUUUUUCUCUUAAGUUACCAAUUUAUUCAUCUUAAUGGUAAAAGUCUCUUGUCGUAGUAUUACCACUUUCUGCGCAACAUUACGACUUUUCUGUUUUCGCAAAUCACGACUUUAUUUGCUUAACAUUAUGACUAUGAUCUGGCAACGCUUCCACAUUGAUCUGUUUGUGUUAGGAUUUUAUUCUUGCCAGAUUCCGACGUAAUUCUUUUAAGUUAGCUAAUCUUGUUUUUCAUUGUAGGACCUUAUCCACACUAAUAAAAAUUCCGUCAUGAAACGUUAGCAUUUUUUUAGGCCGUAAUAUUACCACUUUCUGUGCAGUAUUACGACUUUAUUUACGUAACAAUGGGGUCGUAAUAUUUUUUUGACUUCUUUGUCUUUUUUUUUUUUUUUUACUAAGUUGUAACAUUUUUUGCCCGUAACAUAAUAACUUUUUCAUUUAAUUACGACUUUAUUCUCAAAACAGCUGACUUUUCACAAUAAUGCCGCUGUCUUCUUGUAACUUAACAUUCUUGACGCAGUGUGCCGACUUUGUUGUCGCAAUUUUCCGACUUAGUUGUCAUAAUAUUUUUUUUUACCACUUCUUUGCCAUAAUUUUUUUACGAAGUUGUCGGAACUUUUUUCCUCAUAGCAUGACUUUUUUCAUAAUUUAUAUUACAACUUUAUUCUCAAAACAGCUGACUUCUUGCAAUUUUGCAACUUUCUUCUUGUGAUGUGACAUUGUUGUCGCAAUUUUCCGACUUGGUUGUCGUCAUUUUUUUUAUGACUUUGUCAUAAUUUUUUUACAAAGUUGUUGUAAGUUUUUUUCUCCGUAACAUAAAGACUUUUUUUCAUAAUUUCUAUGACGACAUUAUUCUCAAAACAACUGACUUUUUGCAACAUUGUAACUUUCUUCUUGCAACUUAACAUUUUUGCCGCAGUGUGUCGACUUUUUGUCGCAAUUUUCCAACUUGUCAUAAUAUUUUUUUUACGACAUCUUUGCCAGGAUUUUUUUACGAAGUUGUAGUAACUUUUUUUCCUCGUAGCAUGACUUUUUUCAUAAUUUCAUAAUUUUUAUUACAACUUUAUUCUCAAAACAGCUGACUUUUUGCAAUGUUGCGACUUUCUUCUUGUAACGCGACAUUUUUGCCGCAGUGUGCUGACUUUUUUGUCGCAAUUUUCAGACUUAGUUGUCGUAAGAUUUUUUGUUUACGACUUCUUUGUCAUAAUUUUUUUACGAAGUUGUGGUAACCUUUUUCCCCACAACAUAAAGACUUUUUUCAUCAUUUUUAUUACGACAUUAUUCUCAACACAGCUGACUUUUCGCAAAAUUGCAACUUUCUUCUCGUAACGCGACAUUUUUGUCGUAGUGUGCUGACUUUUUUUGCCUCAAUUUUCCGACUUAGUUGUCCUAAUAUAUUUUUUAUGACUUCUGUGUCAUAAUAUUUUAACGAAAUUGUCGUAACUUUAUUUGCCCGUAGCAUAGACUUUUUUCAUAAUUUUAAUUACAACUUUAUUCUCAAAACAGCUGACUUUUCUUGCAAUUUAACAUUUUUGCCGCAGUCUUGCCGACUUUUUUGUUGCAAUUUUCCGACUUAGUUGUUGUAACUUUUUUUUACAACUUUUUUUGUUGUGAUUUUUUCACGAAGUUGUAGUAACUUUUCCCCCCGUAACGUAACAACUUUUGUCAUAGUUUUUGUAUUUCUUUUUAGUGUGGCCCUAAUACUCCGUACGUUGACGAAAACAGCUCCAGCCUUUUGCGUAAGUUGUUUCCUAUAUCGUAAUGGCAUUGUAACGGAUGGCGAUCGUGUCAGGCGUGACACGGCAGACACCGAGCUCUCCAACGGAACCUUUUGGUUAGUCGUCAAGACUAAGUAAGCCCUGAUGUUUGGCUGGCAGGAUGAUGGCGAUGCCGUGUGUUUUCAUUGUUUCCUGACGUUACGGUUUGUGCUCGACAAUGCAUUUGCUGUAAAUGUGCCUUGCGUUCUAAAGCCGGCUGCACUUGUUUUCUUCACUCGUGACCGACGGUUUCGCAGCAAAAUAUUUACCAUUUUGUGUCUUGAACGCACCAAAAAACACAUCCUUUGCUGUGCAGUAUCACUGACUGUGGAAAAGGAAAUGUGCACUUUCUUGGGGAAUUUUGCCCAUCAUCCAAAGUCCUUAAGUGAGACAUGAACACACGUCUUUCUCUUUUCUGUGGGUUCUAAAGAUAUAAAAAACAGCAAAAAAAGAGGCAGCUACUUAAUUCACGUAAUGGGACACACCUAUUCCGCCUGGAAAGCCCACCAUUAAAACACCUCCAAAACCCUCCAACAAGGUUUUAUGGUUUUCUAUCCAUGCUGUGAGCUAGCCGGUGUGGUGUGGCGAGGUGUCGCUACACCGUGAAGGUAGUUCUUUGGUGUAACUAUGUUAAUAACAGCAAUGUUGCUGUAGCUUGGUUUAUAUGCAGGUCACAUUGUAUGGAAAUGGCGGUUUUUUUCAGAAGCUCUUUAAGGAUACGUGCCCCUCAUUACGUGCAUUCUUAGCUGCCUUUUUUAGCUGUUUUUAUAGCUUUACAACGCACAGAGAAAGAGAAAGAUGUGAAAAAUUCCCCCAAAAAGUGCAGUCUUCUUUUAAGGGUACAUUAGCGACCUACUGCACCCCUCUAAAAAUGAAUAAAUAUGGAUAUAUGUGUACCAGACGGACUUCUCGUUUAAAAUAAACAGCUUUGUAACCAUAGAGUGAGUGUUCUGACAUGUGUUGGCUUUGUUUUUUGGGGAUUAUAAAGUGAUGACUGACAAUCAUUGACUGACUUCCGUCUGAUUUCUUAAUGUUUUGGGGUUUUUUUUAUAUCCCCUUCAUUUUGUUUGUAUCUGUGCCCCCCCCAAGGAGCUUGUGUUUGCGCUCCAUAAUGUAUAAUACUGUUGUGUUAAUCUUGAAUUUAUAUUUAUACAGAUUUACAUAUUUUUUUGUAUCUUCCCUCCCACCCCCCUUGUAUUUUCUUUCAAGUUCCCAGCGUGCUAAAGUCCAAAUGUCAACACAGUAUUAUUAUUAUUAUUAUUAUUAUUAUCAAAAUGAUCAUGUCAUGUGGACGGCUGUGUCUUUUUUUUUCACUCGCGUAUGAAUGGACACAUUUGUCAAGGGGCUGUCACCGUCUUUGUGUGUAAAAUGUAUGUAUAAAUUAAAUUAACCAACUCAGA